AUGCGUAAUAUUCAGCAGAUUAAUGAAGUAGUAGUACCACAUUCGACAACAAACACGUAUCCUAGAAGUUCUGAUCGUAACUCGUUACACACAACAUAUGAUACAUUUCAUAUUCAGCCGACAUUUGUCGAUUUUGAUCUACCGUUGAAAGUUACAUCAUCAUAUUAUGACAUUUUAUGCGGAUAUGGAGAGCAUAUUUUACGAUUAAGUAAUUCAACGUUAAGAUUAUUCUCUCCUCGAGGCUAUAUAUCCGGAUCUGGUUUCCAUUUAACUUCAUCCAUCGUAUUAACAAAUCACCACUGUUUAGAGAUGAUGUCUGAACCAAUAUUAAUAUCAAACGCAUUAAAUCAUAUGACAAUACUGAAGUAUUUCCAGGACCAUAGGUCUAUAAAUAUGGAGACAGAUGUGAUCUUUAGUGGUGGUGCAACCCGUCCAUCAGCUGUUGGCAAUAAAAUUGAUUUAUAUGAUCGUUUAACAGAUACUGAAGAAAAGAAUUUGUGGAAAUCGAUUGUGAAAAUGUAUGAAGACGUUGCAGACAGUAAAAAAUGUGAUCCUAUUGCCGGUAUUAUCAGUGAUUUCAAUUAUUUCGAUGUUGCGCUGAUACAGAUUAAAGAGAUAUUAAGAUCAGAUAGCAAUUCUAAUAUUCUAUUUAUACCGUCGGAGCGUACUUUGCAACCAGGCGACGAUAUUAUUUUGCUGAGUUAUUCAGAUUUGCCAUAUCGUCAUUAUUUGCCAUCAUUUGAUACGCUAAAAAAGAUCUUCUGGGGUUUUGGCAAACGAAUUGCUUCGUUUGGUAAAAUAUUAAAUCCUUAUUACUUUAACGGCGAAACAAAACAAUGGACUGAGCAAGAAAAGUUUUCGUACAAUAAAAACGAACAGUAUUGUUUAGCAUCGAAUGAAUGUACAUUUCAAGGAGGUUCUGGUGUGAAUCGAAAACAGAUGUCUAAAGUGUUACUCGAUGAACCUCCAUUGUCAUGGCGUUUUGGUUCAGAAUGUCAAGUUCGAACCACUGCAUUAGCUCAAUCGGAAGUUACAAUGUACAAUACAUUUUUGUCAGUCCAUCAUCCAGCGUUCAAAAGCUUAUAUAAGACAAUAGUGUUACCAAAAUUAUUGGAUACACUUGUAUAUCUGAUGUACAAAUGUUGCAAAAUUAUCUUCAUUUGUUUCCUUAGAUGAUUGAAUGUUUUAUAGGUUCUUGUCAUAUGCGGCUCAACAGUAUGAUAGACGUUAGAUUUUUUGUGUACGGCCAGUCCACGUAACGGUAGAUUUUUUCGGCGAAGUAUGAUCACAGAAUCAAGCAAAAUCAAGAUGACUAUGUUGUAGAGCGUUGUCGAUAGUAUAUAAAAACCUAUUUUUUUCUUACUUUAGUGCAGUAGAUUUUCCGAAAAAACUACUUCUAUAUAGAUGUUACUCAGAAACGAUAGAACUGUAAAUUCGUUAUCAAAUUUUGAUGUCUAAUUUUUUGCCUAGACAAAAUGCGGUUUUAUACUCCUGUCACCAUUUCUGGAGCGGCGCUGAAUAGGCUGUCUAACCAUGCCAAGACAACCAAUUUUU
Molecule: messenger RNA, 1554 nt
Organism: Didymodactylos carnosus
Lineage: Eukaryota; Metazoa; Rotifera; Eurotatoria; Philodinida; Philodinidae
Source: the annotation of a GenBank genome assembly